Molecule: messenger RNA, 576 nt
Organism: Suillus bovinus
Lineage: Eukaryota; Fungi; Basidiomycota; Agaricomycetes; Boletales; Suillaceae
Exons: 3
Source: RefSeq, a predicted model, not a curated record
UAUCGCACUGCUUUAGAUGACCUAGAACACCUAGUUGUCAUGCAUUUGUUUGAGCUCUCAAAGCUUUCACUUUCAGGAACAGGUGCAUAUUUGAUCUUUCACUUACUUCAAUGCUCUGAGGCAAUUCAAAAUGCACUCAGCUGGUACAAUGUUCAGGCUGCUGGAUUAGAUCCUCUGCGUCCACAGUUGUCUUGGAAAGACAUUACCGAGUAUAGUUUUUUAGGUGAGUUUUAUUUACUCCACCAUUCACGUACAGACAUUCGCAACCUUGACUGGACCAAGCCUGCCCAUCAGGAAGCAACAGUAAAAUAUUUCAAGCUAUGUCGUGCUCAGGAAGAGAUCGCACAGCUUAAUGUUGAAGUCCACCGACUACACAAAGCAAUUCAUGACAAAGCCAUCAAAAUGACAACAGUUAUCACUGAACUUUUGGUUUUGAAUCCUCCAUUAGGUCAUGAGCUACAACGGCAAUGGAAAGCAUGCAAAGAUAUCAAUGCGGUGCAUGCCUUUCGGUUGGAUCAGAUCACACUUCAACCAGGUUUCUCAGGUAUUAGAGGGAUUGGCUGGCAGGUUGGGGCU